Messenger RNA from Pecten maximus, 2568 nucleotides. RefSeq names its product dolichyl-diphosphooligosaccharide--protein glycosyltransferase subunit 2-like. Bases 37 to 1935 code for a protein of 632 amino acids. Gene Ontology annotation, biological process: protein N-linked glycosylation. Gene Ontology annotation, cellular component: oligosaccharyltransferase complex; membrane. The record is from RefSeq and is a predicted model, not a curated record. Lineage: Eukaryota; Metazoa; Mollusca; Bivalvia; Pectinida; Pectinidae. The transcript has 19 exons.
CCAGAGUUAUUCCGAAGGUAGACGCCACCUUGCAAGAUGGCAGGAGCUACUACAAUACUGUAUUUAUUUGCUGUGGCUAUAGUCGGCCAGGCAUUGACACCAUCAACAUUCCUGACCACAGUUGACCAGAGGAGACUGGCCAAUGUGUUCAAGGCUGCACAGCCCUACACAGAUGCAGCCAGUGCUCAUUACUCCAUUCUUGGACUGAAGCUGCUGGGAUCACCUGUGGCUAAUGCAAAGGAGACCUGCAAGACUGUCACCUCUUUGGUCAGACCAGAUGAUGUGGCAUCUUUGUACCAUGCAUCAGCUGCAGCAGCUGCCCUUGGCAACUGUAAGGUGCCAGCGACUGGGGCAGAGGUCCUCCUUGGAGAAGCCAUCAGGGACACAGCUCCUGUUGUAGACAUUUUCCAAGCCUUUUUUGCCCUCAAAAACAUGGGGCUUAAAGUUGACAAUGCCAAGGUUGGCACAGCUUUAGCAGAAGCUGUUAAAAAAGAUGAUACUCCUUUAAGUUAUGGGUAUGCAUUUUUAGUAGCAGCCGAGCUACCAGCUGAAAAUAAGAUGUUUGACAGUAUCGAAGAUAUUGUUGCACAAGCUGAUGAAGUAGAUGAUAAAUACUUACAGUUUGAAGGAGGACUGUAUGUGACAUCCUUGAUCAUAGACGGAGCUUAUAAAUUAGCCGCGAAGGCAAAGAAAGCACCAACUCUAUCAGCCGAUAAAGUGAUGAAAUUUUCCAAUUAUUUCCUGAGCCGUAAGCAUGUGCACCAGUUGAGAGCUGCCUGUCAAUUCAUCUCUGUUAGCAAGACCCUUACCGAAAACAAGUACCACAUUCCUGUUGCCGUAACUCUAGCAAGUCCUGUUGCUGUCAGUCAGUCAUCCUCUGUAGUGCAGGUGCGAGUUACCAACCUGAUGGGCAAUUCCCUUGGCGAUUUGACUGUUACUGCUGAUAGUGCCCGUCACAUUGGAGAUGAAGCAAUUGUGCUCAGCAAGAAGCCCUUCACUGCCAGUAAAACUGAUAGUUCCCUGUAUGAGCUGAACUUUAUGCAGACAAAACCAGCUAGGGGAUUCUACAAGUUGACCAUCAGUGUUGUUCCAAAGAAAGCAGACAGCCGACUUAUUGGUACAACUGGAGCAGAGGUUGAGGUGAAGGUCACCACACAAGUGUCUGUUGAAAAUGUCGAUGUGGGCGUGGCCGACAAGGAUCAGACAACUGCUGCUAGAACUACAAAGAUCCAGCACCCAAAUAAAGCAGCUAAUGCAUUUGAGGCUGAUUACCACCAGAAGAUUGUGAUGAAGUUCCAGCUGAAGGAGAAAGUGUCGGGCAAACCACUCUCGGCUCAUCAGACUUUUGUCAAGAUGACAAACCAGAAGACACAACAAGAGAUCAUUUUUGUGGCCGAGACUUCUGGAGACUCCUACAAAUUUGAUCUGGAUGUUGGAUCCAGUGCAUCUGACUUCGGUCACCAGUCCGGUAAAUACAGCAUGGAGCUUAUUGUUGGAGACGCUGUCAUCGAGAACCCAUUCUCUUGGACUAUGGCUGAUGUUAACCUGGUCUUCCCUGAGGGAACAGUAGAAAAGAAGUCGAGUGAGAACCGCUAUGCCAAGAAACCAGAAAUCAAGCACAUGUUCCGUGAGGCCGAGAAGAGACCUCCAGCAGUGGUAUCCAUGACAUUCACAGCUCUGGUUUUCCUGCCUGUUGUCAUUCUCCUGUUCUUGUGGCUGCAGAUUGGAGCUAACAUCAGUAACUUCCCAAUGUCGCUGAGUGCUAUUGGAUUCCACCUGUGCCUUGGAGGUGUGUUUGCAUUGUACUAUUGCUACUGGACUCACCUUUCCAUGUUUGAAACGCUGCGGUACCUGGGACUCAUCAGCAUUCCUCUAUUCAUAUUUGGUAACAGAUUACUGAGCAGCAUAGCAGCAAAAAGGAAAGGAGAAAAGUGAUCCAGGUUUUGAAGUAGGAUAUCUUAUCAUCGAGAAAAAAAUAGCACCAAAAAGCUUUUGUUGAGGAGGCACACUUUCUGAUAUAAAUGAAAAGAAUUCCAGUGGUGGAUGUUGUACACAAAUAUACUGAAUAUGGAAAGCACUCGGACACUGACAAAAAUGUGUGUUACAUAAUAACCCUGUUCUGUUUAUCAUACCAUCUUAAUGAUCUCAAAUAGUACGAGGAAUCGUGUGGGUGAGACUUCACAGUUUAGGUUGAAACUUAUUUAUGAAUAUUUAUUUUCAUGCAUUAAGAAAUUUUUCAAAUAUUGCAUAUGAUGUGAUAUGCAUAAAAACUCUUUGGUGCGACAUGCAUAAAAAAAUUGUAGUGCUAAUAAGGUGGUUACACUAGGGACCAAUUUUAGGUGGGGGGGAAUUGGAAAUGACAAAAAUGUUUAGUACAUACUUAAUGAAUAUUUUGAGUAUUUACAUGUAUUGAGGAAAAGAAAGGUGUGUCUCUUCAAUAUCAUGAAUGAAUGAGUGUGGCUGGGGUUUGUGUGAAAGUUCAGAAUUCCAAUGUGUUUUGAGUUCCGCGAAAUGUAUGUAGGGUUGUCUCUAUCUUUCUCUAUCAUAUGUUUUACACGUUACUGAAAA